Molecule: messenger RNA, 4223 nt
Organism: Drosophila miranda
Lineage: Eukaryota; Metazoa; Arthropoda; Insecta; Diptera; Drosophilidae
Gene: GluRIIB
Product: glutamate receptor ionotropic, kainate 2
Exons: 13
Coding region: 1-2739 (912 amino acids)
Biological process (GO): modulation of chemical synaptic transmission; synaptic transmission, glutamatergic
Cellular component (GO): postsynaptic membrane; plasma membrane
Molecular function (GO): glutamate-gated receptor activity; transmitter-gated monoatomic ion channel activity involved in regulation of postsynaptic membrane potential
Source: RefSeq, a predicted model, not a curated record
AUGUCUGUCAAACAGUUCCUAGUGCUAGUGGCUCUAUUUUGUUCCAGCAACGCCAAUGAUGAGGCUUUGGUGGUGAAAAUUGGUGCCAUUUUCUUCGAUACGGAAAUGAAGCUCGCUGAAGCAUUUGAUGUGGCCGUGGAAGAAGUGAAUGCCGUAAAUCCUAACCUACGAUUGGAACCCAUCAAACAUUAUAUGACAAUUGAUGACAGCAUUGUCUUACAGGAUCUUUCUUGCGAAUUGAUUGGAAAUGGUGUCGCUGCUAUUUUUGGACCAAGUUCAAAGACGAACAGCGAUAUUGUUGAGGUUUUGUGUAAUAUGACGGGUAUACCACAUCUACAGUUCGAUUGGCAUCCCCAGCAGUCGUUUAGGGAGAGACUCAACCAUCAGAUGACUGUCAAUGUGGCACCAAUGGAACUGAUGCUAUCGAAUGCCUUUUCGGAUAUUUUGGGCAGCAAGCCCUUCGAUUGGAAGUCCUUUACCAUUGCCUAUGAGAAGAGUACUCACCUCAAUCGCCUGCAGCAUAUCUUUGCCUGGAAACAGCUUCAUAAAACGGGUAUCAAAAUGCAGGAAUUCCAGCGUGGGGACGACUAUCGCAUACUCUGGAAAAGAAUCAAUAAUGCCCGAGAAAAGUUUGUGCUAUUGGAUUGUCCCUCCGAUAUUCUGGUGGAUGUAGUAAAUGCCUCUAUAGACUUUAAUAUGACAGGCCCUUUUAAUAAUCUAUUCCUAACCAAUCUGGAUACCCAUGUUAGUGGCAUAGAUCGUUUCUAUUCCAGAGAGUUUACAGUGACAGUGGCAGCUGUAAGACUAAGAACAUAUAUUCCACCGCCAGUUCAUGAUGAAAUUGACGUAUUCGACAAUGAAGUGGAUACUAGGUUUGAUUCUCUAGGAACGCAGCUUGUCUAUGAUGCUGUGGUUCUAUUCUACAAUGCUCUGCUGGAUAUGAGUCAACGAUCAGGUUUCUAUAUGCCACAGUUUAGCUGCGGCCAUGGCUUUUGGCAACCAGGACCACAUGUAGUACAGAAAAUGAAGGAGCUCACACCGAAGCAAAUAAAGCCUCCCUUCAAGACCCAACGUCUGAAGAUCAAUGCGAAUGGCCAGCGUGAGGAUUUCAAUUUGGAAGUGUACAAUCCUCUCAUCGAUCGCGUGACCCACAUUUGGAAUAAAGAUUUUCAGCUUGUGGAUAUUGAGAAAAUAAAGGAGAACUCCACUCAGGCGGUGAAGCAGAGACGUCUGGAGAACAAAGAGGAUUUCUCGCAGAAACCCGUGCGGUUUACAGUGGCCACUCGUGUGGGUAAGCCGUACUUUAGCUGGCGAGACGAACCCGAAGGCGUUCACUAUGAAGGCAAUGAACGCUUUGAGGGCUAUGCCGUGGAUUUAAUAUAUAAAUUGGCAGAGGAAUGCAAAUUUGAUUUCGAUUUCGAACCUGUUAGGGAUAAUAAAUAUGGUAGCUAUGAUGCGGCUACCGAUGAAUGGGAUGGCAUCAUACGACAGCUGAUUGACAAUAAUGCUCAAAUAGGUAUCUGUGACUUGACCAUUACCCAGGCACGUCGCUCAGUUGUGGAUUUCACUGUACCCUUCAUGCAAUUGGGCAUUAGCAUUCUGUCGUACAAGGAGCCGCCGCCCAAGGCGGAUAUUUAUGGCUUCCUCAAUCCGUAUGGUGUGGAGGUUUGGCUUUAUGUAAUGAUUGCCAUGAUGAUCACAUCGAUGGCCAUGAUUUUGGCCGGACGCAUGGAUCAUGGAUCAUGGGAACCUCCAACGGAGAAUGCCAAUCAUGAGCUGGUGCGUCACAAUAUCUGGAAUAUGCAUAAUACCAUGUGGCUGGUGUUGGGUUCUAUACUAACGCAAGGCUGUGAUCUGUUGCCAAGGGGCCUUCCUAUGCGCCUGCUGACCGCCUUCUGGUGGAUCUUUGCCCUGCUCAUAUCUCAGACAUAUAUCGCGAAACUGGCUGCCUUUAUAACCUCUUCCAAGUUGUCGGGGAAUAUAGCCUCCCUGCAUGACCUUAUUGACCAAAAUAAGGUACAGUUCGGGACCAUACGCGGUGGAGCCACAUCCGUUUACUUUUCCGAAUCGAAUGACACGGAGAAUCGCAUGGCCUGGAACAAGAUGUUGUCUUUUAAGCCAGAUGCCUUCACUAAAAACAACGAAGAAGGUGUGGAUCGGGUAAAACUAAGCCGUGGAGCCUAUGCCUUUCUGAUGGAGACCACCAAUCUGCAGUACUAUGUGCAGAGGAAUUGUGAGCUAACACAAAUUGGAGAGAGUUUUGGCGAGAAGCAUUACGGCAUAGCAGUGCCAUUGAAUGCCAAUUUUCGAUCGAAUCUCAGUGUGGGUAUACUCAAGCUUAGCGAACAGGGUGUUCUCUACAAUUUGAGGAACAAAUGGUUCAAUAGCAAUGAAAGUACUUGUGUCGAGGACUCGACCAUCGAUGAUGGACAAUUCGAUAUGGAUUCUGUGGGUGGACUCUUCGUAGUGCUCAUUGUGGGCCUAUUUAUUGCAUUUCUCAUUGGCAUAGCAGAGUUUCUAUGGCAUGUCCAUCGCAUCGCUGUGAAAGAGAGGAUACCCACCAAGUUGGCUUUGAAAGCAGAGAUUAACUUUCUCUUACGCUUCUGGCUGACUAGGAAGCCUUUGCACACCUAUCGCCAGAGUCGAGACUCGACCUCCACGGGCUACUCCUCCCUGCAACAGUUAUCGAGUGCCUCUAACGAAAAAAAGAGGAAAAAGACAAAGAAAAGAGCGGAGUAGUAAAUGGAUGGAAAGGCUUGCAAACAUUCAGUGAAAUAUGUAUAUAGAAUAGAGAUAGGAUACUAUAGAGCUAAGCUUUGAAGGGAAACCAUGAUAUAAUUUAAAAGAAAAAAGAACUGGCUUUCUGUUUGUGGCAGAGUGGAUAAAGUAGUAGAUGUGGGAGGAGUUAUUAUUACAAGCUAAGGUCGUUCGGGAGCCCUGUGGAUUGUGAGAUCGGUUCCGUCUACAAGCUGUAAACGAGAGUCGUAACUGUUAUCCUGGGUGCUAACAUCGCUGUUGCUCUGUUUCAGCUGCUGCCCUAAACACCUUGUACACUGGGAUUCCUGCUACUUCGAAUCUCCGGCGUACUUUCCAACCAAUUCCUUUCCAAACAAGCGUUUUAUUGAAACAAUGGCAGGGACAUUCAGGGCAGACAACAGCAGCUUUUUAAUCCGCACUCAUUAACAUUCCCGACAGCCAAUUGCCACCCACAAAUUUGGGCAUCUUAAGGGCCCAUAGACCCGUCAACUACCGGGACAUAAUUAACCCUUAUUUGUACAUUUUAUUGCCUGCACCAUAAAAGAGCCAUUUAAAUUACAAAGCGCAAUACAAAAACCUUUGGCCAUUCAGCCAUUUGGCAGGCCGGGCCCGGAUCGGCGUCGAGUCGAGUGCUGGCAUUCAGGGUCCAGGACCCCAUAAAGGCCGCGAAAUUGUCUGAGGUGGAAUGCUGAUUGUUGAGUGGCAUUUAACUUUAAGGAAAUUUUCGACGGUCGAUGUCUGGCUGCUGUUGCCUUAAAGCAGCUUACAAUUUACAGUUUGGCCACCGCCGCACAGUGGGCCAAGCCGCUUAACUGCCAUAAUCCAAGUAUCUGGCCAGAACGCAACAGCAGCAGCAUCAGCAGAUCCACACUUGACCCUUUCACAGCUACUCCUCUUUCUCCUCUCUUCUUUCCCAUCCCAAACCAUUCAUUGCCCUUUUCUGUUUUCUCGUUUUUUUUAUGUUGCGGGACCCAUCAAUGUUGAAUGGGAGUGCGUGUCUGAUGCGGGCAAUGGUCAUCAUCGAAGUGGUUUCGGCAGGAAGAAUUUGCUUGUUAGGUCAUAAAAAUUCAAUAGCUAAGGGGGGAAACUAGUGGCCAGCCCUUGAUAAAGCUUCGCAAAAAUCUGCUCUGACUCUCUGAGUGUAAUUGGAACUGGUGGUGACUUGUUUAAGGGGCAACUGGUUUUGGAAGCCACUACCCCAAAGCUUGACCAGUUUUUGCAACCCUUUUUGAUGGAUGCACUUCUAUAAUUCCCAAUAGGUUAAAGCUCCCUUCAUGUACAUAUAGAUUGUGAAUUUUUCCAACUCUUUACCAGCCUUGUGCAGUGGCAAUACCGCAAGCAAUGAAGCUACAACUGAGCUGCGAUUAUUGCUAGUUGAAAACUUUAGCCAAUAACUCGCCCUCUGUUCGGUUCCGCAAGGUUCUGAUACAGUGAGGCAAUUUUUUUAAGGUCCCAAAAGGGCCGAA